Molecule: messenger RNA, 4719 nt
Organism: Sceloporus undulatus (fence lizard)
Lineage: Eukaryota; Metazoa; Chordata; Lepidosauria; Squamata; Phrynosomatidae
Gene: KMT5B
Product: lysine methyltransferase 5B
Exons: 8
Coding region: 1265-3565 (766 amino acids)
Cellular component (GO): nucleus
Molecular function (GO): histone H4K20 methyltransferase activity; protein binding
Source: RefSeq, a predicted model, not a curated record
AGACAGUAGGUAAAGAGGAAGAUCAUAUUCCUGGUGGAUAGAUUUGAUCAAGGAAGCCAGGGCCCUACGUCUGCAGGAACUGAGAGCUGCUGAAGAUAGGGUAUCUUGGAGAUGGCUCAUUCAUAAGGUUACCAUGAGUUGAGGUCAGUUUGAAAGCAUCUAACAGCAACAAACAACAAAGGGCCAUUAUUUGAUAUGAUUGUGCUUUUUUCCACUAACAAGUCAAAUAUCGUUUGUGGUUGGCUAGACUUUUAAGUACAUAUUUGGUACAACUUGUAAACUUUUACAGUCUUUAUAUUAGCCCAAAACAAAAGCAAAUGAUAUGGGAUUGAAAGGAGAAUACAGAGGAAUCUUAUUAUCCUGGAGCAGCAUAUGAAGUGGUAUGAUCCCUCUCAUAAACAUAGACUUCUGUUUCCUUGAAGGAUUUCACUCUACAGUUGUUGGCAAGGUCAUCGUCAUUCUAGAAAUUUGCAUUUGUAAUUAAACCUUCCCAAAUACUAGGCUGAACCUGCAUUUGUUAUUAAAGCCUACCAGAUAAUAGCUUGAACGUUGUUAAGCAUCUGAUCUCUAAUCAUUUGCUGUAGCCAAAAUCUUCGCUGACCAUUGGUGGUACUCUGUAAUCCAUGCACCACUUACCAUGUUUAAAACAGUAUCUCAAAGCAGUGGAAUAUAUUUCAAUAUUCUUGAAAAGUUCAGACUUAUACCCUCUUCCAACUUCCUUUUUUCUAAACUGAGUAAAUCAGAUUAUCCCAUUGCAGUACUCAAAUAAAUUCAUAAUUUCUGUAGCUAUUCUAAUACGAGCUCUUUCACCUGAAAAUUAGAAAUGGUCCUGUUUGAACCAUUAAGACAAAAUUUGUGGUAAACAAGUUAGAAAAUAAGAAGUACUGUAACCCCUACUUGUUUUGAGAUGUGGCGCUCAUUGUCUUGAACAUUGUCCUAGCUAGAGUCACAUGUUUUUCCUGACUAUGAUUAGCACAUCUUGACUUGGUUACCAUAAAUCUUGUCACUCUAUCCCCAUUUUUCUUUCUAAGUUGUAACUUACGUUGAAUAAUAUAGUGUCUCACACUUGUCUUUGAGGAACUCCUCUAAUGUGUUCUCUUCUUUAAUGCUUACUUUAGCAGAGCCCUUUGCCUGCCCUUCAGAUUUCGAAAACCUUUUUGUAAGCAAACUGAAGGCAACCUGAUGCCUAAUUUAAACUACAAAUCACUUAUGACCCCAGCAGCAUGAUUAAUUGUCAUGAAUUCUGAGAGUUGUCAUCUAAAAUAUGAGGAGGAUACCAAGUUGCCUAAUGUUUCGACCAAUCAAAGGAAGGCAGGAAGAACUGAAGGAGGUAAUUGAGCGUUUUAAAAAAGAUGAGCACUUGGAAAAAGCCUUCAAGUCCUUGACGUCAGGUGACUGGGCCCGGCACUAUUUUCUUAACAAGAACAAAAUGCAGGAAAGGUUGUUCAAGGAACAUGUAUUUAUUUAUUUGCGAAUGUUUGCAACUGAUAGUGGAUUUGAAAUAUUGCCAUGCAAUCGCUACUCAUCAGAGCAAAAUGGAGCCAAAAUUGUUGCAACAAAAGAAUGGAAACGUAAUGACAAAAUAGAGUUGCUAGUAGGAUGCAUUGCUGAGCUCUCCGAGCUGGAAGAGAACAUGCUUCUCAGACACGGAGAGAAUGACUUUAGUGUCAUGUACUCAACACGAAAAAACUGUGCUCAGCUGUGGCUUGGACCAGCUGCAUUCAUCAACCAUGAUUGCAGACCCAACUGUAAGUUUGUGUCAACUGGCCGGGAUACAGCUUGUGUAAAAGCUCUGCGAGAUAUUGAACCUGGAGAAGAAAUUUCUUGUUACUAUGGGGAUGGGUUUUUUGGAGAAAACAAUGAAUUCUGUGAAUGCUACACAUGUGAAAGACGUGGAACUGGUGCUUUUAAAUCAAGAGUGGGACUUCCUGCACCUACUCCUGUGAUCAAUAGCAAAUAUGGACUCAGAGAAACAGACAAACGUUUAAACAGGCUUAAAAAGUUAGGCGACAGCAGCAAAAAUUCAGACAGCCAGUCUGUAAGCUCCAACACUGAUGCAGAUACCACUCAGGAAAAAGUUAAUGCAACUACACGCAAAUCUUCUAUUGGUAUUAAAAAGAACAGCAAAAGUAGAUCAUUAACAAGGCAGUCUAUUUCAAGAAUUCCAGCUUCAUCAAAUUCUACCUCAUCAAAACUAACUCAUCUAAAUAAUUCCAGGGUACCAAAGAGACUGAAGAAGCCUGCAAAGCCUUUACUUUCAAAGAUAAAGUUGCGAAAUCAGUGCAAAAGGCCAGAGCAGAGAAAUGCAUCCAGAAAACUCGAAAUGGGAAACCUGGUUCUAAAAGAGCCUAAAAUAGUCCUGUAUAAAAACUUGCCCAUUAAGAAGGAGAAAGAAACAGAGGGACCAGUGAAAGUUGCCAUCUCUAGUGGCUGCUUAACAAGGCAUGCAGCACGAGAAUACAAACUAAGUUCAGUGAAAGGUGCUCAUGAGCCUGGGGAGGUGUCACCCUGUACAUAUAUAACAAGGAGGUCAAUGAGAACACGAAUGAAUCUGAAGGAGACCUCUGACUUAAAGCUUGAACCAAAUAUGUUGAAUAGCUAUAAAAACAAUUUGAAUGGCCUGCGAACUAACAGCUUGGAUCAGCAAUCUUGUGUGUUACAGGAGAGUGAGCAGGCUCUUGUUACGUCACAUAAGGGAGAGGGUAAGUGUCAGAAGAGUGACAGGGUUGCGGCCAAAAAGAAAUCCCGACAAGGGAGAUUAGCAAAGCCAUCCAUGAAAAUGGAGGAAACAGAACCUGUACAUAACUUACCUGUCCAAGACACCAUGCCAGAUUUGAUCAGUUCACAUUCUGACCUAGGAGAAAUGAACAAUGUUAUGGAUCCAGCCAUUGGAUAUAAAGACUGCAUUCCUGUGGCUGGUGGCUGUUCUAUUGUAACUUCAGACACUUUUAAAGUAAAGAAUCGCUUUAGAACUGCAAAAAGCAAAAAGAAAAGGCGAAUUACUAGGUAUGAUGCACAACUAAUUCUUGAAAACAGCUCUGGGAUUCCCAAACUGACUUUGCGGAGGCGACAUGAUAGCAACAGCAAAACAAAUGACCAAGAAAAUGAUGGAAUGAAUUCUUCAAAAAUAAGCAUCAAACUAAGUAAAGACCAUGAAAAAGACAAUAACUUAUAUGUAGCAAAGCUUAAUAAUGGGUUUAACUCAGGAUCAAGUAGUAGUUCAACAAAAUUAAAAAUACAGCUAAAACGAGAAGAAGAAAACAGGGGAACAUACUCUGGUGACCUCCAUGAGAAUGGGGUGUGUUGUAGUGAUUCUCUGUCUCUGUUGGAGUCACGAGUGGAAGUGGAUGAUUAUAGCCAGUAUGAAGAAGAAACUGUAGAUGACUCUUCAUCUGCAGAAGAAGAGGAGGAGGAGGAGGAGGAUGACUAUGAGGAUGAUUUUGAAGAUGACUUUAUUCCUCUUCCUCCAGCUAAGCGAUUAAGGCUUAUAGUUGGCAAAGAUUCAAUAGACAUUGAUAUUUCUUCCAGGAGAAGAGAAGAUCAGUCUUUAAGGCUCAAUGCAUAAGCUUACAGGUCUUAAACUGAAUAGGAUGUCCAUUAAAAAAUAAGAAUUCCAGUCAAUUAUUCCUCAACUGAUGAACUUGCUGAAAAUGUUAGCGGAAGCACUUCUUUAUUGUUUAUUCACUUAUAUCAACAUAAUAUUGUAGAUAGUGUACAGCAUACUGACUCCUUAAGUCAUUUGUGCAGAUUUUUAUUGUACUUUUUAAUAGCCUUCUUAUGUGCAAUUCUGAGUUAGAGAAAAUGCUCUAUUGUAAAAUAAAGGCUCAAGCAAAAUUACAAAAACGCCAUCAGAUUUUUUUCCAUGCAAGAUAAUUAAAUCACAAUAAUGUGGCUACACAAUAAUUUUUAAUCUAUGGGAGCAUUAUUUUGCUCAUAUAUCUGACUAAACAAUCUAAAAAAUCAUAGUAGCAACCUGUUAAGGUUUUCUAGUAUGUUAAUAUCACCAGCAAUGAACUACAGCUUUUUGGUUUAUUUGCUAGAUGUUUUUCCCCCUUGAAGUUUGUCAGUUUUAACACUGUAUGCUGUCCCCAGACGUACUGUUUGUGGCCUUUGUUAUAGUAGCAAACCGUUGGUUUGAAGUCAAAUUGAUUUCUUAAAAAAAGGUGUUGACAGUUUGCUGACUUCUAGUACAUUAUAUGUACAAGGGUAGCAGUAUGCAGAAUACAAGUUUGGAUAUGGUGUAUUUAUUUCUUGUUAUGUAAAUUAAAACACCUUGUAUUUAAUACUUUUUCGAUACUUUUAGAUAAAAUUGUUCUUUGCAAGAAUGAUUGGUGCUUAUUUUUUCAAGAACUUGCUGUGAAACAACGUGAUUACAACGGGCAACAUUUAUCCAAUGAACUACAGCUAUCCUAAUUGGAUCUUCAUAGUUUUCUGUUGCACUUGUAAAAUGCUACAAGGAAUUUAAAGCAACCUAUUCACUUUAACUUAUGAUAGUUUUAUGAAAUUUAAAGGAAAAACCUUAAGUCACAGCUUUUGUUCUGUGGUAAUCUAUAAAAAUGUUUUGUCUUUUGAGAUCCAGUGUAAAGGACUGAAAAAAAUGUAUAUGUUGUAAAUAUUUGUGUGUUGUGAGAAAUUUUGUCAUAAAAAUUGAUAACUUACCAGAAGGGUUUUUAAGUUUAGAAAUACAUUCAUGCCAAUAAAUAGGAUAUUAUAAACCUA